UAUUUGGGGUCCCCACAGGAAACAUUCACCUCUUCCUGUAUUGGUCGGUCCAACAAGCGGACCGACCGUCUGUCUGUCUUGCUAUUUCAAAGGUCACACUUGUCUUAGUAUGUUCAUCUCUUGAUCAUAAACAGAUGGACAGACAAAGUUAGAGCUAUUUUAAGGCAAUGACAGAUGAAGUUGGAGGGUACUAGCUGCGGUUAAUGUUGCCAAAGUACUUGUCCACUGUCAAGCUAUUAUGCUAGUCUGGACUCAAUUAUUCAGCCCAAUGUGACAUAGUUCGACCAAAAGUCAUUGUGAUUGAAACCGUAUCUUUCCAUAUGUCGUGUUUUUAAUGGGAAAAGUUAAGUGGCAUUCAUGUGUAUCACACAGUGCUUCAGGUUUGCAUGUGGCCUCGCCAGAAAAUUCAUUUCCACAAGGCUCAAUUGAAAAUAUUUUGGGCACCAUGUGUCUGUGUUUUAAAUAACUGCCUCUCUCGUGUAUCACUUCCUGCCGAAUGUCACAGAUGAUUUUCAGCUACGCCGUAACACGAAAGCUUCUGUUUGCCCAUCUGGAGUGGUGAACCUUAAGAGGUUCACUUCAUGGUGAACAAAACUUGAGGCUUGAAGACUUUUUCAGACAGCUGUAUGUAUGGUCUCACAGCAGCAUGGUGGUGGGUCCCUGCCCCCACUCCACGUUACAAUCUCCUACCUAACAAGAACAAUCUGUGCAGGCUCAGACAGACUUGGGGAAACCAAAGGGGGAGGAGGAAAGUGGAGAUGAAGACGGAGAGAGGAGGAGGGCGUCCUCUCAGAGUGGAACAAGAUCUUUCAGCAGACGGUCCUCCAGCCUCAGAGCCAGCCACCGCAGGCAUGGUCCUCUAGAGAGUCUCUUUUCUUUCUCAUCCUGAAAACCCAACCAGGGAAUGAUCUCGCACCGCAGCAGAGGAUCCAAAGGUGAAAUGAAGGUCACUGCGAUUCUUCGUCUGGCAGCUGUGUCAGCAUUUCUGACUGUUAGCUGGGCCACGCCUCUUCCUUUCUACAGUUUGCUGGAGGGAAGUUCAGAUGUGGAGGAGGUGUAUAACUCCACCUCACUGGUGACCACCAGCAGCGUCGCCCCUGUUUACUACAACACAACUGCUCCCCAAGUGGAGGCCGAUCAGCUGCGAGAUGUGGUGAACUUCCUGGAGGAGAACCUGCUCCUCAUCCUCGUCAUGAGCACGCUGGUCCUGCUGGUGCUGCUUAUCAUCUGCGGUGCUCUGUUCAUGAGUCGCAGGCGCAAAGUCAACGCCUACUACCCCUCGUCCUUUCCAGCCAAAAUGUACGUGGACCACAGGGACAAAACCGGAGGUGCCAAACCCUUUCAUGAGGUGCCAGUGAAGCCUGCUCCUGAGCGGGAAACGGAAGUCGUGGACUCUCAUAAGCAGCUGCAGGCCGAUAUCAUGAGAGCUGCCAAGAACUUGAGGACGCCAAAUAAAUCAGCUGCGGACGGAAAUGAGAGCAGUCUGGAGUUGGCAGACAAGCCAAGCAAAAGCAUCCCGAGCGAGAAGCAACCGGAUUUCCUCGAUGAGGAGCAACAGCUUUCUGAAGGCACAGGAGGAACUACGGUGACAUCUCAAGAGCAAGAACCCAAGCAGGAUACGGAGGGGAAUUUGGCUGGCAGAGGUCUGCGCCCGGCAUCUCUUCAUCUUCACACAUCCGACUCGGCAACUCUGCAGUUGAUGGCCGGAGAGAAAACAGCCUUCUGAGUCCAGUGAAGUGGUCAGUCCAACAGCAGACGGGCACAUUCACAGAACCAGAGGGCUAAAAUGAGAAUGACCAUUAAACAAAUCAUGUGAACUUUUCUUUCUUUCAGUUGAAUAAUGUGUACUGAAAUGUUUGUUUGAUCAACGUUGAGCAGUGUAAUUGUACACAGCAGUGUUCUGGAGGAAUGCAACGUGUUCUGGGAGGACAGAUUAUGAAAUGAUACUGAUGAUGGUACUGCAUCUAAAUACAAACUUCACUAGUUUUUUUGCUGCCGGAAUCCUCUAUCAUUCACAACACAGUCUCAGCUUAAGUGUGUUCCAUUUGUCCUGGCAACUCAGUUUCCCUCUGUGAAAUUCCACUUUGAAUGGCUGUUGUCCAAGUCUAGCAAUAUGAAAGGUUUGGGGCACAAAUCCAGAGCAGCUGUUUU
Synchiropus splendidus (mandarinfish) is the source of this 2151-nucleotide messenger RNA. RefSeq names its product transmembrane protein 119b (gene tmem119b). Gene Ontology annotation, biological process: positive regulation of osteoblast proliferation; positive regulation of osteoblast differentiation; positive regulation of bone mineralization. Lineage: Eukaryota; Metazoa; Chordata; Actinopteri; Syngnathiformes; Callionymidae. Bases 905 to 1726 code for a protein of 273 amino acids. The transcript is spliced from 2 exons. Gene Ontology annotation, cellular component: plasma membrane. The record is from RefSeq and is a predicted model, not a curated record.